Scleropages formosus (Asian bonytongue) is the source of this 842-nucleotide messenger RNA. RefSeq names its product calcium-binding protein 2-like. NCBI's taxonomy places the organism in Eukaryota, Metazoa, Chordata, Actinopteri, Osteoglossiformes, Osteoglossidae. Gene Ontology annotation, cellular component: cytoplasm. Gene Ontology annotation, molecular function: calcium ion binding; calcium channel regulator activity. Bases 1 to 765 code for a protein of 254 amino acids. The transcript is spliced from 7 exons. The record is from RefSeq and is a predicted model, not a curated record.
AUGUUUAUGUUCAUUCGGGAGGGACCUGCCAGUGGGCCGGGCACCGGUUCUGGAACGAGCGGAGUGCAGGAGAAGACUCCCAAACAGGUACAGGCCGCCAUCAGGAAGAAGGUGGAGAAGCAGAGGAGGCGAAACUCUGAGCUCGUUGCCGGGGAGGAGAUGGACAAUAGCGCCAGACCCCCUCGGGCCAAGGCCCCCACCUUGUCCUCAGCUGCUGAGGAGGAAGAGGAGGAGGAACAGCAGGUUCACAAGGAGGCAGAGAGGGAGGCAUUGCAGGCAGAUCUGCUGCCUAUAGUGGACUCAGCCUAUGGCCAGAACAGGGACCUGCGACCAGAGGAAAUUGAAGAGCUGAGGGAGGCUUUCAAGGAGUUUGAUAAGAACAAGAAGGGCUUCAUCUACUGUAAAGACCUGGGCGAGUGUAUGAGGACCAUGGGCUACAUGCCCACUGAGAUGGAGUUGAUUGAGCUCAGCCAAACGAUUGGUGGCAGCAAAAUAGACUUUGAGGACUUUGUGGAGCUAAUGGGCCCCAAAAUGCUGGAGGAGACCGCAGACAUGAUCGGCAUGAAGGAGCUGAAAGAUGCCUUUAGAGAGUUUGACACAAAUGGAGACGGACAGAUCAGCCUUUCAGAGUUGAGGGAGGCCAUGAAGAAGCUGCUUGGAGAGCAGCUGAACCCCAGAGAGAUAGAUGAGAUCCUGCAGGAUGUGGACCUCAAUGGGGAUGGACUGGUGGACUUCGAAGAAUUUGUUCGCAUGAUGUCCCGUUGACCCUCGUUGUGAUCUGCUUAAUCUCAGAGAAGAACCAUGGAAGACUGAGAAAAUUCAUACAGGCAGAAAACAAGAAG